AUGGUGGUUGCGAGUACCGGGAGCGGUGGUGGUGUUCCUUCUUUUGACGCGAAGGAAAACGACGAGGAGCAAAACGAGACGAGAGAUGAGGGGUUCGAGAUGAUGGGGAAAAAAGAUGAGGAGGCGUCUCAUCCUUUCGAUUUAUCCUCGUACGACCGGUUGGAAAUUGAAUCGAUCGAGAAGACGUUCAAUCUGGAGUUGAAUUCGAUCGACCCGAAUGCGAUCGACAUGGCCGUGAAACGCGCGAAAGAGUUAGCGAACGUGUAUUUUAAGAGCGGGGAGUACGAGAAGAGCGCGGAGCAGUACACGACGGCGAUUGCGGGAGCGAGGAAAGAUAAGACGUUGUGGCGUAAUCGAGCGGCGGCACGGUUGCAGAUCGGGGAGAGAUUGGAAGCGAUACACGAUUCGGUGAAAGCGGUCGAGUUGGACGAGAAGGACGCCAAGUCCUGGUAUCGGUUGGGUACGAGUUUGAUGGCGAAUCAUGAGUAUUUGAAAGCCGCGCAAGCGUUGAACACGGCGGCGAAGUUGAUGCCGGGGAGUAAAGAUAUCGAAGAACGUUUGGCGGCGGCAAGAGAGAUGUACGAGGAGGAGAGGAAGAGGAAAGAGAAGGAGGAGAAGGCGGUGAGAAGAGAUUUAGCGUUGAGAUUGAGAAAGGCGAGAAGGGAGGAUAGAAAUCAAGAGACGAUUAACCAGUGGAAGCAAACGUUGGGUGGACCGGAUUGGGACGUCGAGGAUUACGCGUGGAGGCCAACGUUUUUACCAAUCGCGCGGUCGAAGAAAAUCGAUUACGAGAGGUUCAUGGAAGAUCCGAGGAAAAGAGGCGUGGUGAAUUACGCCAUCGGUUUAGCCGAGUUGAGUUCACCGAAAACAGAGAUUUGCAAAGGGUUGGUGGAUUUCGAGAGGUUUCGCGCGUACGAAAAAGUGAUUGGGAGCUGGGCGAUAUCCGGCGAAGAAGAAACCGCGCAAGAAAAAACAACUGCAAUCGUGUUGAGUUCUGGGUGCGGCAUUUUACCCGCACUCGUCGCGAACAGCGAUGCGAUAGAGCGCGUCAUCGCCAUUGAACGUAACCAGUUCUUGUACAGAAACUUGAAGCAAAUAGGAAAGGCGAAUAAAAAGCUGUUCGAGAAGGUUUCGCUCGUGGAUCAAAAGCUCGAGAGUUGCGAGAAAGUUAAAGUCGACGAUGAGAAAGAAGACGAGAAAGGCAACGAACCGGAGGUGAAAGAACUAGUUAAAAGUAGAGACAAAAGUAUUGCCGAUGAUAUGAAUAGAAAUAGCCCGGUCGAGUUGCCAUGUCGCGCGAAUAAAAUCGUGACAGAUUUAUUCGAUUUCACCGCCCUUGGAUUAGGUGCGUUAUCGGCGAUCGAUAUUUGCGGCCAUCGAAAGCUCGUGACGCCAGACGCGACGGUGACACCGUCAAAAGUCACAAUUAAAGCGAGACUAAUUGAGUUGCGAUUAACGACGGUUUCCGGGUUCGAUUUAUCGGCGAUGAACAACUAUCGAUGGAGUCCGCAGUGCGCAAAAGUGAACUUGUACGAAGAGCCGCACGAAGUGUUGUCCAAACCGUUCGAGUGUUGCGCCGUGGAUUUGAACGAGCGAUUACAAAGAGCUUUACGAGAGAGCCCCGAAAAAGGAAGCGACGGUACCAUCGAUUACGACGACGUGUGGGAAUUUGAAGCGCUGGAAAACGUUGAGAUUAUCAAGGACGGCACGUGGAACGCCGUGGCGUUCUGGUUCGAAGGCGAACUCGAUGAGGCGACGGUAUUUUCGUCUCUGCCACCCAAAGUCGCCUCGACUUUCGACGACGACGACGACGGUAAUAUUGAAAACACCGUGAACGGCGGCGGCAAAAGAGAAGGAAUUCGUAGGAAAUCCUAUUGCGAGUCCUUCAACGUUGGCGUCCAGUACCUCGACGACGUUCCGGUGAAGAAAGGCGAUAUCACGCAAGUCGCCAUCAAACGUGACUCGACGCAAAUCUACUUCGAAUCUUCGCCACCGCAAACGCGCGCACGUCACGCACACAUCCCUUCUUGGCACUUCGACAUGCUCAACGAUUCUGGUCGAAACGACGCGUACGAGAAAGCGAUAAAACGCGCCGUCGAGCGCAAGAAGCGCGAGAAAGGCUCUUGCGAGGUGCUCGACGCCGGGGCGGGCAGUGGGAUCUUAUCCAUGUUUGCCGCGCGCGCGGGUGCUGACUACGUGCACGCCUGCGAACAGAACGGUCACAUGUGCGACGUCGGAGAAGAAACCGUGUGCAUAAACGGAUAUGGAUUGAAAAUUAUGUUUCACAACAAAGACGUCCGACGUUUGUUUACGAAAGAAUCCGAAGGUUUAAUCAAGCACGGUUUGAAACCAGACGGGAACUGUCCAGAGAUGGAUAAGAAGUCAGACGUUCUCGUGUUUGAAGUUUUCGAUUCAGGUUUAAUCGGCGAAGGCGCCUUCCACAUCGUCGGCAUGGCGAGGCACCGAUUGUUGAAACCAGACGCCACGCUCGUCCCUCGCGCGGCGAAAAUGUUCGCGGCGCCAAUCGAGUACAGGUUUCAAAACUACCAAACGCUCGACGGUAAACACACUAUCGAUUUAACGAACGCAAACAGGUGGAGAUAUCGAGACGAUUACGAGGGCGUCAAUUUGGAGAAGCUUCCGAAAUCGGCGUGGAGAGCGCUCGCGAAACCGAAACCGUUUUUCAACUUUGACUUUUACGCGUGGGAAGAAAAUAUGCAGCCGAAAGAAGAGCCGAUGUCUUUCGAAAUAACCGAAGAAGGGACGUUCAACGCCAUCGCGUUUUGGUUCGACUUAGAACUGGACGAGGAAACUACGCUGACGACGAACCCGUUCGCCGAACACGGCGAGAAAGGCGCCACGUGGCAACAAGCGGUGCAAUACGUCGAGGAGUUGACGUUGAAACCGGGCGACUCUUUGAAAGUCGUCGCCGCUCACGACACGUACGGCAUCAGCUUUCGAGUGGACGACUCCAAGUUGGAGUUUGACAGAGGUCAACGACGCACAAAGUGUCCACUCUACGAUGGCACGUGGCAAGCGCAUCACAUCGAGUUCAAACGCGUCACGGACUCUUUAGCGCGAACCAUCACGCAGUCGCCCGUCGCCUUCAGAGAAACGUGCGAAACUGCCGUCGCGUGCGGCAGCCGCCCGGGAGAUUUAAAGUUCGAAGCGUGGGCAGGCGCAGAUUUCUGCACCAAGUUUAUGGCUUAG
Molecule: messenger RNA, 3210 nt
Organism: Bathycoccus prasinos
Lineage: Eukaryota; Viridiplantae; Chlorophyta; Mamiellophyceae; Mamiellales; Bathycoccaceae
Product: protein arginine methyltransferase
Exons: 1
Coding region: 1-3210 (1069 amino acids)
Biological process (GO): peptidyl-arginine methylation
Molecular function (GO): protein-arginine omega-N monomethyltransferase activity; protein binding
Source: RefSeq, a predicted model, not a curated record